Messenger RNA from Stylonychia lemnae, 810 nucleotides. Lineage: Eukaryota; Ciliophora; Spirotrichea; Sporadotrichida; Oxytrichidae. The record is from the annotation of a GenBank genome assembly.
AUGAUAAACUUUCAAAUUGAACUCUAAGAGUAUACAGAAGAUGAUGAUUAUGUAUGGAAUUACUGUUUUACUCGACUGUCCAAGCUAUAUAAGAAUAUUGCUUGUGAAGAAUUCAACUGGGCCCUUAAUUAAUUCAAGAGCUAAUUUAAUAAUUUCGAGUCAAAGGUUCCUCAGUUGAAUGAAGUCUCAAAUUAUUUAUAAUCUUAAACUGGAUGGAGACUUAAGCCAGUUGCAGGAAUGUUAUCACAGAGAGAAUUCUUAAAUGGGCUAGCAUUUAAAGUAUUCCACUGUAUACAAUAUGUCAGACAUCAUAGCGUACCUCUUUACGCUUAUGAGCCAGACAUUAUUCACGAUAUACUGGGUCAUGGCCCAAUGUUUGCAAUAAAAGAUUUUGCUGAUUUCUCUUAAUAAAUAGGGUUGGCCUCACUUGGUGUCAGCGAAACAGAACUAAAUAAACUUGCUGCGAUUUAUUUCUAUACAAUAGAAUUUGGUAUAUGUAGAGAAAAAGGUAGUUAUAAAGCUUACGGAGCAGGAAUUAUGGGAAGUGUACAUGAACUAGAGCAUUGCAUGAGCGGUAAACCUUAAUAUUUAAAGUUUGAUCCCUUUGUUAUUUGCAAAGAUCACAUGAGUUAUCCAUUGAAUGAUUUGUAACCUAAAUAUUUCGUUUGUGAUUCUUUCUCAGAUGUUAAGAAAUAAGUUUCAUAAUACUGCGAUCAUAUUAAUCGUUCAUUUAAUGUUACAUACAAUGCGAAAGAAUAAAAGAUUUUAGUUAAUAGAGAAGUAAAAAUGAGCAAUUUAAUUUAGAAUUGA